CUCGCAUUUCUCCGCAAAAGUUUCUGGGAAAGUCCCAAAUCCUCAGCCGAUCUUCUCUAUAACUGCUCGGCUAAUCGCCGCGCGUGGUGGUUGCACCUUCCUGAUGAGCCAACAGCCGCAUAUGAACAUGCUAGGGCCUAAAAUUCUCAAUUCCGAGAGCUUCUUGCCUUCUUCCUGAUGAGCACCUUUUUGCACCCUGCAUUUUACAAAGUCCACCCCCAUUAAUGUUGUAAAAAACAUAAUAUUUCAACAUCCCACUGGCACUACCAUUCUCAGCCCAAAUCCUUCUCUCCUUCUUCCCUUACCUGAAGACGGAGACCCACUCCCAAACUUCGACGGAUCUUCGACAAAGAAGAGAUGGAUUACGGAGAACAAGACAACAACGCCAGUCCUGACACCUGCGACGACCAGACCUUUGAUGGAGUAGCGAUGGAUGACGAGGAACAGGGCAAAGUGGUUGAGUUACAAACCCCAGUGAUGAUUGAAGUGGACACAACAGAAUAUUUUCGAACUGAUAUGGUAUUUCAGAAUAAGGAGGCUGUUGUUGAGUACGCAAGGAAAUGUGGCCGUAGGCAUGGAGUUGUAGUUGUUGUUCAAAGGUCAGACGUCAACGAUCUUAAGAGAACCCCUAGGAUUUUAUUUGGCUGUGAGAGAAGUGGUGGAUAUAGGGCAAAAUGUAAUGCAAAGAAGAGGAAAAAAUCAACAAAAAAAUGUGGCUGCCCAUUCUCCCUGAAAGCUCAUGUGUCAAAUGCACUUACUGGGACAUGGAUAUUGGUUGUUUUGAAUGGGAAGCACAAUCAUGCCUUGGUUAAAGCAUUUGAAGGUUAUUCAUAUGUUGCAAGUGCAGAGAAUUGUAAUCACACCACUGCCAAAUCUUUUGGUUUGCCAUGUGGUCAUAUGCUCACAAAAUAUAGAAAUGAAGAGAGUAGCAUCCCACUCAGUGAUCAACCUUUCAGUGAAGAACCCAAAAAUGAUGUGACAAUUGAUGCUGAGAUUGACAUUGUGAGAAGGACAUUUGCAACUGCUACUGUACCUCAAAAGCUAGAAAUUAAAAGACAGCUUCGGUCUUUAUGCAAGGCAAGCAGUACUUCUAUCUUAGAGACAAAAUCAAAGGUCAAUGGGAGGGGGAGAAAGAAGGGGUUGAAUGAGAUUAAAACCAGUCCAGUAGUGGACAAAUUAACGAAGCGUGAUCCUUUAGCCUUUGAGUACACACUUGAGUCUCAUGUAUUUGAUGAUGUUACGCAAAGUCAGAAUUCUCAAUUUUCAACUCAGAGUUUGAAACAAAAGGCAAAAUUGAAAGUUCAUAGGACUAGAAAGGCAAACACAAAAAAUUUGGUGUCUCUAUUUCCUGAUUUUCUGCAGCCCUAUAUAUCUAAUUUUGUUGAUGUUCCUGGAGAUGGCCACUGUGCAUUCAGGGUUGUGGCAUCUUUCUAUGGUUGGGACAAUGAUGGUUGGAAAUUGGUGCGAAACGAUCUCGCAAAUGAGUUGCACAUAUAUGGACAACAAUAUGACAAGCUAUUAUCUCCUUUCUCAAGCACAGCGGAGCUACUAUCAAGUGUCGAAUGUUAUGCGGAGAUGGCAGACGCUAAGAAUUGGAUUGUGAUGCCUUACAUGGGAAAUGUCAUCUCAACAUGUUAUAAUGUUGUUGUUCUGCUCAUUUCACAAGAGCAAUGCGUAACAUUUUUUCCACUCAGGGAUCCAAUGCCAUUGGAGUACAAGGAAGGCAUAAUGGUAUUCGGGUAUAUCAAUGACUCUCACUUUAUCAGAAUGGAGCUAGAACCAGAUAGUCCCAUACCUCCUGUCUCAAACAUGUGGUCAGAUCAUCAUCAUAUAAAUGCAAGUGGAUGGCUAGAAAUGUUUGCUUCUAGAAUUGAAAAAUUCAAGACACUUUCUUCCUCGGAGGCAUGCAACAUAGCCACUGUGGAGUUGUUAAAUUGAUUCAACAUGUUUAUUUGGAUUUUGUGUUUGCCUUUUGUAUGAUCAUUAUCUUAUAAUAUUUCAUUCCUUAUAUUAAUCAGUAGUCUAAAACUUGAUGGAUUCAUGAGCAAAUGCAGCUGUGUGAGUGAAUGUGCCUUUUGUAUUGUAGAUAUGGAAUAUGCAGGAGUAUAUUGCAAAGCUUUUUUUUAGCUAUUUGAUACUGCUAGUGAGUACUUUUGAUCU
Messenger RNA from Tripterygium wilfordii, 2160 nucleotides. RefSeq lists its product as uncharacterized. The coding region runs from base 358 to 1938 and encodes 526 amino acids. The record is from RefSeq and is a predicted model, not a curated record. Lineage: Eukaryota; Viridiplantae; Streptophyta; Magnoliopsida; Celastrales; Celastraceae. The transcript has 4 exons. Gene Ontology annotation, molecular function: DNA-binding transcription factor activity, RNA polymerase II-specific.